Messenger RNA from Nymphaea colorata (pocket water lily), 1931 nucleotides. RefSeq lists its product as uncharacterized. The coding region runs from base 146 to 1645 and encodes 499 amino acids. Gene Ontology annotation, molecular function: RNA binding; pseudouridine synthase activity. NCBI's taxonomy places the organism in Eukaryota, Viridiplantae, Streptophyta, Magnoliopsida, Nymphaeales, Nymphaeaceae. Gene Ontology annotation, cellular component: mitochondrion. The record is from RefSeq and is a predicted model, not a curated record. The transcript is spliced from 9 exons. Gene Ontology annotation, biological process: mRNA pseudouridine synthesis; tRNA modification.
CGAUGGGUCUCACCGGAGUCGGCGCUUGAAAGUUCAUUGACAUAGAAAUGAGCGGGUUAAUGAAGUUAUCUGCAUUGACGUUCAGGUGAAGGCUCCGAAGUCCGAACCGGAGGGACCUACGGUUUCCCGUCUUGCCGGCGCCAGCAUGGCCGCGCGCGCCGGCCUGCUCACCCUCCGUCUGCGACCGGCGGCUACCCGUGCCGCAGCGGCUCGACCGACGGUCAUGACCACAUUUUCCUCCCGGCUCCUCCUCUCGCACUCCUCCUUUUCGUCGACUCCCUUCCCUCUCCAGUACGAGCUCAUCACCUCCCACCCCGUCCUGCCGCUUGCUUCCCCUCGUCGUUCCCGCAACAACCCCGACAAGGACCUUGCAGCCAUGGGUUCGUUUGGCCCACAGGAAGGGGAGGAGGAGAUGGAUAAAUCCAAGCGCAAGUACUACCUCAAGCGCCGGAAACGGAUGUAUGGCUCAGAUUCGGACGACGAACGCCGGCGCGGAAGCGAGGAGUUCGUCGAGAUGCGGCCGGAGGUGGUCGAGUUCCCGACCUUGCACGCCAGGGAGGAGGAGCUAUACUUCUACGACGCAUUCGCGUUUCCAUGGGAGAAGGACAAGCAUUACCGGAUGGUCCAUCAGUUGGAGAAGAAGUACUUCCCCGGGCAGGGGCUCGAGAACGCUUUUCUGCAGCCGGGCGAGGAGAAGAAGGAGAAGCAAGGGAAGGGAACGAGGAGGAGGAAGGUGCACGAAGGAGGGGAAGAUGAGGGGGACGAUAAGCGGUUGAUGUUCUUCGAGGACGGAAAGGAGAAGGAGAAGAAGCCUCAGAAGAAGCCGGAGGAGGCUUUGGGAAAGAAAGUGGAGGUUUCAGAAAGGAAGGUGGAGGAAUUCUUCAAGGGUUUGAGCAAGGGGUCUAGAGUCGGGGAUGUUACAGGGGAGCCCUAUAUAUUAACUCGCAGCGACGUUCUUCCUGCCCGGUGGGAUGGUCCUUCUGGCACUGUCGUAUUGAUUGAUAAGCCCAAAGGUUGGACUUCUUUUACAGUUUGUGGAAAGCUGCGUCGCUUAGUUAAAGUGCAAAAGGUUGGUCAUGCUGGUACGCUUGAUCCUAUGGCCACUGGCUUGUUGAUUGUCUGUGUUGGUAAAGCAACAAAGCAGGUCGAAAGGUUUCAGGAUAUGUUUAAAGGUUAUAGUGGAGUUUUUCGUUUAGGAGAAGCAACUUCAACUUGGGAUGCUGAUUCACCGGUCAUUCAAAGGGAGCCAUGGGAACAUAUAAAAGAUGAGGAUAUUAAACGGGUUGCGGCUUCUUUUUGUGGAGAGAUAUGGCAGGUUCCUCCAAUGUUUUCUGCCAUAAAGGUUGGAGGCGAAAAGUUGUAUGAGAAAGCAAGAAGGGGAGAAACAAUUGAGCUUUCAGCUAGGCGUGUCUCAAUUUUCCAGUUUGAUAUUGAGCGCAGUUUAGAUGAUAGGCAAAAUUUGAUUUUUAGGGUGACUUGCUCCAAGGGGACAUAUAUACGCUCCCUGUGUGCAGAUUUUGGGAAGGCCCUUGACAGUUGUGCGCAUCUUACAGCCCUGCGAAGAGACCUAAUUGGAAAAUAUUCUGCUGAUGAUGCCUGGGAUUUUCAGGAAUUACAAGAACAGAUCACUAAGGGAUACAUGUAAAACGUGUCAAAGUCGUUGGCCAUGUACUUUGUUAAUCUAUAGAGCUUGCAAGGGGUAAUUCUUCAGCAAUUGUAUGACGGGAUAAUAGGUUAUGGUAUUUCUUGAUAAAUGAAUGGAAGGCUUUCGAGUCACUUGUGGUUGCAAAAUAAACAAACAGAACAGCAAAGGCCUCCAUUCUUGUACUAGACAGGCAGCUUUCUGAUUGAAUGGCCACAGGUCAGCCAACCAAGCGGCAAGCUCUUCAUAUUCUCAUUAUGAGGUGCACAUAGUUGCCGUUCUUUCUGCA